AUGAGACGCUCUACUAGACCCAGAAUUUCGAUAAAAGAAAGAGAAGAAACAAGCAAAAAUAUAAAAGUGAUUGCAAGAUUUAGACCUUUAAUUGAUAUAGAAUUACAGCUUCCAGAAACAAAGCUUGAUCAAUAUGCCUUUCCAACGGAUACAAGUGUAUCAAUUAAACAAGGUGUCGAGUCAGAAUUGCUUAUAUAUGACAGGAUUUUCCCACCAGACGCUACACAAGCACAAAUUUUUGAAUUUAUUGGAAAGCCUAUUAUAGAAGACGUCCUUACUGGAUACAAUGGCACAGUUUUCGCAUAUGGCCAAACAGGCUCAGGUAAGUCAUUUACUAUGAUGGGGCUUGAUAUCUAUGACAAAGAUUCUCAGGGUAUCAUCCCAAGAGCUAGCAAACUCGUUUUUGAGUCUUUAUCAAAUAUCAAAAAUGAGGCAGAAAUUACAUUAAAAUGCUCCAUGCUUGAAAUAUAUAAGGAAAAAUUAAAAGACUUAUUGGGAAAUAAUAGUGCAAAUUUAAAGAUUAAAGAAGAUGUAAGAAAAGGAAUUUAUGUGCAUGGGCUGACUGAAAUGUAUGUGGUUUGUGAAGAAGAAAUCAUGGAAGUUUUGUCUUUAGGUGAAAGCAAUAGAACUGUAGCAUCCACGAAAAUGAAUAAUGUCAGCUCGAGAAGUCAUCAGUUAUUUAUGCUCGAAAUUAAUCAGAAACUCGCUAAUGAUUCUGAAAAACGAGGAAUUUUGAAUUUGGUGGAUUUGGCUGGUAGUGAAAAAGUGAACCAAACUGGAGUGACAGGAAAUAAGCUUGAAGAAGCCAAAAAAAUAAAUUUAUCACUAAGCGCUCUUGGAAAUGUGAUUCAUGCGCUAACUAAUGGUUCUGAGCAUAUCCCAUAUAGAGAUUCAAAGCUGACAAGGCUCUUGCAAGAAUCACUAGGUGGAAACUAUAAAACUACUUUAAUAGUCUGCUGCUCUCCUCAUCCCAGAAAUCUUGAUGAUACACUUAAUACUCUUAAAUUCGGCCAAAGAGCCAAAACGAUAAAAAACCAAUUCAAACUUAACAUUAAGAGGUCUCCAGAAGAAUACAUUAGAAUAAUUAUAGCUCAUGCACCUUAAUAGAUUUCUCUAUACCCCAGCAGAAUACCGAUCAGAAAAAUAUGGCACAGGUAGCCUGCCUUUAUACAGUAUAAGUCUGAUUAGGCACCUUAAAAUCAUAAACGGAGACUUGCCAUUUUCGUUUUUACUUUUCAAAAAAAAGCUGACAGAUACAAAUUAAUUUUGGAAAUUAAAAUGGAUGGCCAACAAUGAUCUAAAAUAUUUCAGGGGCUAUAAUCAGCUCAAGCAGCAAUUAGCUGAGGCAAAAGAUGAAAUAUGUAGAAUGAGAGGAUACUGCCCAGGAGAAAUGACAUCCCCUGUAAGUGGUGUAAGAAGUUUAACUAACAUAUCUACAACCAUCACAGAGGAUAUUUUAUCUCCUCUCACCCCUAUGUCUGGGGAAGAUCUAGGAAUUUCUUUUGGCCAGGUUAGGGUUAAAAGUUUUCUUGAUGAUUUUGGACCAAUUGACCAAAUUGUUGAAGAAAUAACAAAUUUAAAGCAAGAAAAAGAAUCCUCAAAUGAAAGAAUUGCAGAGCUAGAAAAAGAAUUGAAUCAUGAAAUGAUUAAAAGGCUGAAAGCUGAAACAUCUGCAAUGGAGUAUUUUCAAAUGUAUAAAAAAUUGUCUAUUCUCAAUUCAAAUGAUGAAGAUUCAAUAAGAAUGAUAAAGGGCGAAAAUGAAGUGCUAAAGCGGCAAGUUGGGAUUUUGCAGCACCAUUUGUAUCAAAUAAGUGAAAGAUUUAAUAUUAUGCUGGGGAAAUUAAAAGCUGGGGAAAAUGUGGCUGAGUGAGAAUUUGUUGAUCCAAAAAUAGACCAAUUAUUAGCUGCUGAGUUAAAUGUAAAAACUGAAGAGUCAUUUUUGAAAACAUAUAAGCAGUCUGAAGUUGGAAUUGAUAUCCCAAUAGAUACUGAGUAUAUACAAUCCCAAGAUGAAUACGCACAAGAAAUCAGUUUAGCUUUAGAAACUGACGCCAAGCUGAGCAGUGAUGUAAUUAUUUUCCAGUUGAAAAAACAAAUAAUACAAUCUGGGCUUGCGAAUAGUGAAUUACUUACUCCCCCCCCCCCCUCCGUGAGCGAACAAAACCAUUAGAAAAAUCGCCAUUUUUUGACCAAAAACCCACCCUCCGUGAGUGAACAAAAAUAUUUUUAAUAGAAAAAAUUUUAAUAGAAAAAAAUUUUGAUAUAUAAGUGAUAAUUAGUAUAAUGAAAUCUAGAGCUAAUUCUGUUUAAUUUUAAACAAAUUGCGUUUUUUUAAAACAUAAAUUUUGCAAAUUAAAUUAGUAUUUGCUUCCCAAUUUUUGCAAAUUAGGAUUUUUUUUAAAUUUCGAAAAAAAUAUUUUUUAUAAAAUUUAUAUAUAAAUUGUUUUUAAAAAAAAAAAAUUAACCCCCCUCCGUGAGUGAACAAAAUUUUUUUGUUCGCUCACGGAGGGGGGGGGGGGAGUUAGGUGUUAUUAUGAUAUUCAGUGGAAAUAUAAUCUCCUUAAAGAAAAAUUUAAUUUGAAGCUUUUAUUUGGGAGAAAUCAAGAAAAGAAAAUUGCAGGCUAUGAAGAAAUGGUAAAUCAUCUUCACGAAUCUUAUAAUAAACUCAUCAGUAUUAUUGAAAAGCUAGAAACAGAGCACUGAAAUAAAGAGCAUAUAUUAGAGAUGGGCACAUUAAAAGGGAAGAUUAUAAGGCCUAUAAAUAUAAUCCCUCGCAACAAAUCAGAAUCUCCGAGAAGAGAAGGAAAGCUAACUUCCCCCCUCCGUGAGUGAACAAAACCAUUGGAAAAAUCCCUUUUUUUGCCCAAAAACCCACCCUCCGUGAGUGAACAGAAAUUUUUUUAAUAGAAAAAAAUUUGAUAUAUAAGUGAUAAUUAGUAUAAUGAAAUCUCGAGCUAAUUCUGUUUAAUUUUAAAAAAAUUACGUUUUAAAACAUAAAUUUUAUAAAUUAAAUUAAUAUUUGCUUUCCAAUAUUUGCAAAUUAGGAUUUUUUAAAUUUCGAGAAAAAAAAAAAUUCUAUAAAAUUUAUAUAUAAUUUUUUUAAAAAAAAUUAAGCCUCCUCCACUAGUGAACAAAAUUUUUUUGUUCACUCACGGGAGGAGUAAGAACUUCUGUUUCUCUUAAGCAUCACCGUAUUAAAGAUUCUCCACAGCCAAAAUCAUUUGUAGAGCACGAAGAAGGCUAUAAGCUUAGAAGCUUAGAAACUAACUUAAAAGUGCAAACAAUGUUCAGCCAGAAUCUACGUAACAGUUAUGAAUCAGUAAAAAAUGAAUGCAGCAUCUUUAAAUCACUUCUUGAAGCCUACCAAAAACAAAAUUUAGACAAUUACAUGAAAGAAAAAUUAAGGUGGAAAAAAUAUCUUGAGCAGUUGAAGAAAACUUGUGAUAAGGAAUUAUUGAGAAAACAAUUAGAAAUCAAUAAACUGCACGAAGUUCUUGGAGAUUGAAUUAAAAAAUAUAUGGAACUUCAAGAAAUUGUGGCAAUCCCACAAAUGAAGACAAAAGAUUUUGAGGCCACUAAAAGUUUUAUAAAUAAGUUUGAUAUGCUUCUAAAGGAAACAGACUUGGCUAUUAAACCAUCACAAUUAAGUUUGGUAAAUUCGCCUUUGCAUAGCCAAUUUAAAAAGCCAAACUUCUUGUCUAUAAACUGCCAAAGUGGAGAUAUAUCACCCCCACCCUUAGACGACUAA
Molecule: messenger RNA, 3748 nt
Organism: Blepharisma stoltei
Lineage: Eukaryota; Ciliophora; Heterotrichea; Heterotrichida; Blepharismidae
Source: the annotation of a GenBank genome assembly